Molecule: messenger RNA, 3404 nt
Organism: Carassius gibelio (silver crucian carp)
Lineage: Eukaryota; Metazoa; Chordata; Actinopteri; Cypriniformes; Cyprinidae
Product: 5'-AMP-activated protein kinase catalytic subunit alpha-1
Exons: 10
Coding region: 72-1784 (570 amino acids)
Biological process (GO): intracellular signal transduction; protein phosphorylation
Cellular component (GO): cytoplasm; centrosome
Molecular function (GO): protein serine/threonine kinase activity; ATP binding
Source: RefSeq, a predicted model, not a curated record
CCGCUCUCGGCCCCGCCCCCGCCCCGCCUCGUCCCGUUGCUGCCUCUCUCAGGUAGUGCCUCAGAGCGAAGAUGGCGACGGAAAAACAGAAACAUGAAGGCAGGGUGAAAAUCGGACAUUAUAUUCUCGGAGACACACUAGGAGUGGGAACGUUUGGAAAAGUCAAAGUGGGCCAGCAUGAGUUGACCAAGCACCAGGUGGCAGUGAAGAUUCUGAACCGGCAGAAGAUCCGCAGUCUGGAUGUGGUGGGGAAGAUUCGACGCGAGAUCCAGAACCUCAAACUCUUCCGUCACCCACAUAUAAUCAAACUUUACCAAGUCAUCAGCACCCCAACAGACAUCUUCAUGGUAAUGGAAUAUGUGUCAGGAGGAGAACUCUUUGACUACAUCUGUAAAAAUGGAAAGCUGGACGAAAAGGAGAGCAGGCGUCUGUUCCAGCAGAUCAUCUCAGGGGUGGAUUACUGCCACAGACACAUGGUGGUGCACAGAGAUCUCAAGCCUGAAAACGUCCUGCUGGAUGCACACAUGAAUGCCAAAAUUGCAGACUUUGGCUUGUCAAACAUGAUGUCUGAUGGAGAAUUCUUAAGAACGAGUUGCGGUUCUCCUAAUUAUGCUGCUCCGGAAGUCAUCUCUGGAAGAUUAUAUGCAGGUCCUGAGGUGGACAUCUGGAGCAGUGGCGUAAUCUUGUAUGCUCUGCUCUGUGGGACGCUGCCGUUUGACGACGACCACGUGCCAACACUGUUCAAGAAGAUCUGUGAUGGGAUCUUCUUCACUCCUCCGUACCUGAACCCCUCUGUUAGUAGCCUUCUGACACACAUGCUCCAGGUGGAUCCCAUGAAGAGAGCCACCAUUAAAGAGAUUCGGGAGGAUGAGUGGUUUAAACAAGAUCUCCCCAAGUAUCUGUUCCCAGAAGAUGCUGCAUAUAGCAGUAAUUUGAUUGACGACGAAGCGCUGAAGGAGGUGUGUGAGAAGUUUGAGUGCACUGAGGAGGAGGUGCUCAACUGCUUGUACAGUCGCAAUCACCAGGAUCCUCUUGCUGUGGCCUAUCACUUGAUCAUAGACAACCGCCGCAUUAUGAGUGAGGCCAAAGAUUUCUAUUUGGCCUCCAGCCCCCCGGACAGUUUCCUAGAUGACCUGCCUGCGCACCACACUACAAAGAUUCACCCUGAGAGAGUGCCAUUCUUGGUGACUGAGUCUCAGCCACGUUCUCGACACACGCUGGAUGAGCUUAACCCCCAAAAGUCCAAGCAUCUCGGUGUCCGGCGGGCCAAGUGGCACUUAGGAAUCCGUAGCCAGAGCAGACCGAAUGAUAUCAUGAGUGAGGUCUGUCGUGCUAUGAAGCAGUUGGACUAUGAGUGGAAGGUAGUUAAUCCUUAUUAUUUGCGAGUGCGGAGGAAGAACCCAGUCACUGGAAUACACACAAAGAUGAGCCUCCAGCUCUACCAGGUGGACAGCAGGACCUAUUUACUAGACUUCAGGAGCAUAGAUGAUGACAUGAUAGAAGUAAAAUCAGGGACCGCCACACCUCACCGCUCCGGCUCAGUCGGUAACUACCGGACUACCCUAAAGAACGAGAAAAACGAAUGUGAGGAUGCAGCAAAGGGUGACGCGUCGGCACCCUCAACGCCUCCAGUAUCCAGAGGGAAAGCGGCGGAAGGCUCUCUGGCUUCUUCUCUUACCUCCUCAGUGGAUUCCACAGGGGGAGAGAUCCUCCCCCGCCCUGGAAGUCACACCAUAGAGUUCUUUGAGAUGUGCGCCAACCUCAUCAAACUGCUAGCACGAUAACUUGUGGUUCCUCUGAUGCCUUCUCUCUCUCUCUCCUCUGUCUUCCCUCUCACACUCGCUUCUUUUCUCUUUCUUCUAGAAUACUGUCUACCUCUUGGUCCUCUGAUAUCUGUGUCAUCAUCCACAGCAGUCCUUCUAUCUCUGUUUUCAUUUUAAAGCUUGUCUUUAAAGCAAUAAGCAUGCGGACGGACUCAAGACUCCAUGCAUCCCACUCGCAUGAACAAGCUGAAUGGUCUGUGGCACUACAGUCACCAGGAUGAGCCAUUUAAGAAGAAUGAGAAAAGGUACAAGAAGGAAAAGGAUGGAGGGGUUUUUGUGUGUGUGUACCACAGUUAAGAUGUCAGAAAGAUUACGAAGCCACUUAAUGGUGUCUAAACUCUUUUAGAGAUGGCUUUACAAUUCUUUUCUGGGUUUUAUGGAAAGGAUUUCCUUGCGCAGAGUGAGGCGUAGAGGUGCAUUUAAAUGAGUUAUACACUGAGCUAGCUGUACUGUACACAAUGCUGUUGCAAUUCUUAACGGACCAAGAAAUGUAUAAAGAAAGCCCUUAUGAGGCAUGUGGGACGACAAGUAAGAUAGAAAGCGCUUUUGCACAGUUUUACCUGUAAGUUUUUGUGGACCAGUGUCCAAACUGGUUAUCCCAUUGAAGCGGCCUACUGGCAAGAGGAGGAGCCAUCUUAAAAAGCAGGGCCAAUUUAACAUGGUGGGCACUUUAACACAAAGGGACAACUUGAUACGUCAGCCUUUCUUAAGGAAGAGACCAAUAUGAAACCCGUUUAUCCUGAGGGAGUGCGAUGUCUUUGCCUCUGUUUCAUAGAUUUUUGUUUAUUUGUCACACUUUACCAUUUUUAUUUUCUAUUUGCUCACAUUUUACGUACAUUUGCGUAUAAAGAAUUUAAAUAUGCAUUUGGAUUUAUAUUUAUCAGUGCUUUAAAUGAGGUUGUAGAUUGUAUUAAAAUUGUGAUAUUGGACUGAUGUUUUUUUUUUUUUUUUUUUUUUUUUUUUUUUUUUAAAUAUUGGAUUAUAUUGCUGUAAAUUGUUUUAUUCCAUACACUGCUUUAUCAAAAACUUUUAUUUUUUACUAUUCAUUUAGUUAUUUUACAAAACAGUUGUUGCUUGGUAAAGCAAGAAAUCGAAUGUUUCUGUAUUCCCUCCACUUUUACAAAUUAAGUUUCUGUAGUCACACAGGCCCAGUAUUAAAUCUGAAUUUAGUUUGUGCACACUGAUAGAUCUCCUGAGCAAAUCAUCUAGUCAUGUCUAAUUCCUGUGUUUGCAAAGCCAAUGUCAUAAUCACAAGAUCUGAAGAUAGGAGGGAGCUUCCUACUUGCAUGUGACUUAAUGUGCCUUUGUAUGAGACUGUGUAGUAAAUGAAAUCCUACAUACAUCCACAUAGAAAAGAACCACAAUUAAAUUAUUUUAUGUAGGAGCUUACUGACAGAAGUGAUCCUCUUCUUCAGAUCAGUUUUUUUCAAUUUAUGCUUCACAGGUGAAAAUGAAAACAAUAUGGGUUUUUAAUAGGUUGCUCUUGUUCAUUUGCCUGUCCAGAGCUCCAGCUAUGUUCAAAUUAAAUCCCAAAUUCAAUGCUAAAAAGUUCAAAUAAACAGUUUUAAAUUAAUAAAUGCA